Molecule: messenger RNA, 699 nt
Organism: Effrenium voratum
Lineage: Eukaryota; Dinophyceae; Suessiales; Symbiodiniaceae
Source: the annotation of a GenBank genome assembly
AUGGCCUCCGGCCACUGUGGACCAAGUGGGCUGCGCCGCUUUCCUUUGCACAGAGGCCGACGCCCGCCCGGAGACCAGCGAGGUCGCCGCGCUGCUGGAGCGGCUUCCGGAGAAGUUUUGCUUGGACGUGUCGCUCACAGUGUGUCGAUCACCCGUGAAAUUGCCAUGGAACUGGCAUUAGCAAUGACCAGCUCGCUUGCUGCGUUGCCUGCCGAACUACACGCCGACAUCGAGAUUCUGAGAGCUGAGCAGGCCGCUCUUGCAACCAUGAUGCUCUCGAGGAGUCGUGUCACGCGUGAUGCUCAGCAAAUCGAUGAGCAAAGCGAGCUGAACAAGGCCAUGGACUCGCUAUGCGAGCGCAUUCAGGAGUGGGAGAUGAUGCAGCAGGAAGAGGACAAGCGAGCAGCAGCAGCGAAUCGCGAACGCGAGCUCCGCAUCAAACAGGAGCUGCAAGAGAUGCCGCAGGCGGACCCCUUUGACUCCUCGGACUUAGAGCUGAUGGAGGAGGAGCCAAACGCAGGUCACGCCAUCCUCGUCCGCCUGCUUUUACUCUCCCACGCCGCCUCCCACAUCCCCAAAGAAGGGAAAAGGGAAAGGCAAGGGCCGGAGCAGCAAGCCGUGCUUUGCUUUCAGGGACACCGGACGUUGUGCCCGCGGCGCUGGCUGUCGCUUCCGCCAUUGAGGCCCCCUCUAUAUUGA